AUGACCGAAACUAACUUCACCUAUCAUCGAAUCAACAACGAAGAAGCUAUUCAAAAGUUAGAUAAUCAAUAUGUGGACUUGGCAAGUGCAUCACUCGGUGCUACAGUUAUUUCUUGUAGUGAUGAGUUUUUCGCUGAGGCGAGGAAUUUGCUUAAACCUGGAAACGCAAAGAGAGAAAUUGGCAGAUAUACAGAGAACGGUGCCUGGAUGGACGGCUGGGAAACUCGUCGACAUAAUCCCCUAAAGUUUGAUUGGGUGAUCAUCAAGUUAGGAUUUGCAGGACAUAUUACCGGAUUUGAUAUUGAUACGUCACAUUUCAAUGGUAAUCAAGCACCGGCUGCCAUCGUGAAUGCAUGUUAUUCGCCAAAUGGUGAUCCUGAUGGUGAAACUAAGUGGGAGGAGAUUUUACCCAAAGUGAAUCUCAAUGCAACUUCACAUCAUUAUUUCGGUGUACCUAAAACGAAAUCGACAUAUACACAUGUUAAAUUAAGUAUCUAUCCUGAUGGUGGUGUGGCACGACUUCGAGUAUACGGCAUAGUAAGGGCGAUAUGGCCCGCUGAUCCAUCAGCACCAGUUGAUCUCGCAUUCGUUGGUAACGAAGGCCGUGCAGUCGCUUGCAGUGAUCAACAUUACGGCAUCAAAGAUAAUCUUUUAUUGCCUGGUCGCGGGAUAGAUAUGGGCGAGGGAUGGGAAACAAAACGUUCUCGUGAACCAAAUCAUAAUGAUUGGGUUAUUAUAAAAUUGGGUCACCCGGGUUAUUUGGAGACUGCAGAAAUUGACACUGCUCACUUCAAGGGAAAUUAUCCUAAAGAAGUUAAAUUGGAUGGGUGUUUCUCUGAAUCGGAAAUUCCUGGUGAUGAUGCUGAGUGGGUCGAAAUUUUGGGGUUAGCGAAACUUGGUCCACAUAAACAACAUUUGUUCAAAUUGUCUGUUUUAGAAAAAUUUAGUCAUGUAAAGAUGACUAUUUAUCCAGACGGAGGAGUAAUGAGAUUACGCAUAAUUGGCCGAAGGGAAUUACCAAAUAUAAAUAUUCUACAUCCAGUCACUAUUCACAACCACAUCAGUAUACACACUACCAACAAUCAAUUCAACCCACGAAUUAUCGUCGCCGAGAAAUUAACACAGUAUGCGUAUGCUGCAUACGGUGAAGUAAUUCAAGCAUUCACCGAGCCACAUCACACCUCGUCCACAUCAAUCUCGAUCACUAACGGCAUCAAAGUGACGCCUGCCAAUCAAGGCACGGCACGAAAAUACAACCAUAUAGCACGUGUGAUUAAUUUCCGACAAACACUUUAUUCGGAUAGUGAAGGAAAAUCAAUCGCGAAGGCUGAACCAAAUCUUUCCGUUUUUCACUGUAAACCGGCCACUAAAUUGCCAUUUGAAGUGAAAUUGCUUGAGCGACAUUCGUAUUCGUCGCAAGCGUUCAUUCCGAUGGCUAAACAAAAUGUGAGCGGGUAUUUGGUGAUUGUUUGCUUGAAUGGAAAUGACGAUAGACCAGAUUUGAGUACCCUAAAAGCAUUCACCGCAUCUCGUACACAAGGGAUAAGUUAUAAUCCAGGUGUAUGGCAUCACCCAAUGAUAGCGCUAGAAGAGACAACCGAUUUCGUAUGUUUGACGCACGAAUCGGGUGUAUCAAUAGAUGACUGCGAAGAAGUUUUUUUGAAAGAAGAAAACGUGAUCCAAGUCGAAGUUAACGGAUUUAGUGGAUCUGAACAACUGAAGCGUAAGACCGAAGAUGCUGAUUGA
This is a messenger RNA of Ambispora gerdemannii, 1746 nucleotides long. The record is from the annotation of a GenBank genome assembly. Lineage: Eukaryota; Fungi; Glomeromycota; Glomeromycetes; Archaeosporales; Ambisporaceae.